GUAAGCCUUUUCCUUUGUAGUAAAAUGGCACAGCACAAAAAUCUAAUGGACAAGGAAAAAUUCUGCUGUUCAAUCUGCUUGGAUUUACUGACGGAUCCGGUGACCAUUCCCUGUGGACACAGCUACUGCAUGAACUGUAUUAAAACUCAAUGGGAUUUGGACGAUACAAAGCAAAUCCACAGCUGCCCCCAGUGUAGGCAGACUUUCACACCAAGGCCUUCGCUGGUGAAGAGCACCAUGUUAGCAGAUUUAGUGGCUGAGCUGAAGAAGAUUGGGCUCCAAGCUGCUCGUUCUGAUCACAGUUAUGCUGGACCUAAAGAUGUGGCCUGUGAUUUCUGCACUGGAGUAAAACUGAAAGCCAUGAAGUCUUGUUUAGUCUGUCUGGCAUCUUACUGUGAGAAACACCUCCAGCCACACUAUGAUUCGCUUACAUUCAAGAAACACAAGCUGGUGGAGCCCUCCAAGAAGCUCCAGGACAACAUCUGCUCUCAUCAUGAUGAGGUGAUGAAGAUUUAUUGCCGUACUGAUCAUCAGAGUAUCUGUUAUCUCUGCUCAAUGGAUGAACAUAAAGGCCAUAACACGAUCUCAGCUGCAGCAGAAAGGACUGAGAGGCAGAAGGAGCUCGAGGUGAGUCAAGAAAAUAUCCAGCAGAGAAUCCAGGACAGAGAAAAAGAUGUGAAACUCCUUCAACACGAGGUGGAGGCCAUCAGUCAGUCUGCUGAUAAAGCAGUGGAGGACAGUGAGAAGAUCUUCACUGAGCUGAUCUGUCUCAUCCAGAAAAGCUGCUCUGAUGUGAAGCAGCAGAUCAGAUCCCAGCAGGAAACUGAAGUGAGUCGAGUCAAAGAGCUUCAGGAGAAGCUAGAGGUGGAGAUCACUGAGCUGAAGAGGAAAGACACUGAGCUGAAAGCGCUCUUAAACACAGAGGAUCACAGCCAAUUUCUACAAAACUAG
Messenger RNA from Neolamprologus brichardi, 951 nucleotides. NCBI's taxonomy places the organism in Eukaryota, Metazoa, Chordata, Actinopteri, Cichliformes, Cichlidae. The record is from RefSeq and is a predicted model, not a curated record.